Molecule: messenger RNA, 2647 nt
Organism: Larimichthys crocea (large yellow croaker)
Lineage: Eukaryota; Metazoa; Chordata; Actinopteri; Sciaenidae
Gene: atp6v1b2a
Product: ATPase, H+ transporting, lysosomal, V1 subunit B, member a
Exons: 14
Coding region: 120-1631 (503 amino acids)
Biological process (GO): ATP metabolic process; proton transmembrane transport; vacuolar acidification
Cellular component (GO): proton-transporting V-type ATPase, V1 domain
Molecular function (GO): ATP binding; proton-transporting ATPase activity, rotational mechanism
Source: RefSeq, a predicted model, not a curated record
GGUUCCUCAGAGUCACAUGACCGGCGCUCUGCUGUCACUCAUCCACUCAUCUUCUUCAGCAGCAGUUAGCAAAGCACAUCGUAGCGUCAGCUUUCUCAGGUCUGUGUCUCUAUCCGACAAUGACGGCGCUGGUGGCAAACAGGGCGAUGGACAUCAACGGCUUGGCAGCAGCUGCGAGGACGCACACCCAGGCUGUGACCCGAAACUACAUCUCUCAACCCAGGCUAACCUACUCUACUGUGUCAGGUGUAAAUGGACCCUUGGUGAUUCUGGAUAAUGUGAAGUUCCCCAGAUAUGCUGAGAUUGUUCACCUGACCCUGCCUGAUGGCACCAAGAGGAGUGGCCAGGUCUUGGAGGUGAUUGGAAGCAAGGCAGUUGUCCAGGUGUUUGAGGGAACAUCAGGCAUUGAUGCCAAGAAGACAGCCUGCGAGUUCACCGGUGAUAUCCUGCGGACCCCGGUGUCAGAGGACAUGCUGGGACGCGUGUUCAAUGGCUCAGGAAAACCCAUCGACCGCGGGCCCAGCGUUCUGGCUGAGGACUACCUGGACAUCAUGGGUCAGCCUAUCAAUCCUCAGUGCCGUAUCUACCCUGAGGAGAUGAUCCAGACUGGCAUCUCAGCCAUCGAUGGAAUGAACAGCAUUGCCAGAGGACAGAAGAUCCCCAUUUUUUCUGCUGCUGGGCUGCCCCACAAUGAGAUUGCUGCCCAGAUCUGUCGCCAGGCCGGCCUGGUGCAGAAGUCCAAGGAUGUGAUGGACUACAGUGCUGAGAACUUUGCCAUCGUCUUUGCAGCUAUGGGGGUCAACAUGGAAACUGCUCGCUUCUUCAAGUCUGAUUUUGAGGAGAACGGUUCUAUGGACAACGUCUGCCUUUUCCUCAAUCUGGCCAAUGACCCCACCAUUGAGCGUAUCAUCACCCCUCGCCUAGCGCUGACUUCAGCAGAGUACCUGGCCUACCAGUGUGAAAAGCACGUCCUGGUCAUCCUGACUGACAUGAGCUCCUACGCUGAGGCUCUGAGAGAGGUCUCUGCUGCCCGAGAAGAGGUGCCAGGUCGCCGAGGCUUUCCCGGGUACAUGUACACAGAUCUGGCCACCAUUUACGAACGUGCCGGCCGAGUGGAGGGAAGAAACGGCUCAAUCACCCAGAUCCCCAUUCUUACCAUGCCCAAUGAUGACAUCACCCAUCCAAUUCCUGAUCUGACUGGAUACAUCACAGAGGGUCAGGUCUAUGUCGACAGACAGCUGCACAACAGACAGAUUUACCCACCCAUCAAUGUCUUGCCAUCACUGUCCCGUCUGAUGAAGUCAGCCAUCGGUGAGGGGAUGACCAGGAAGGACCAUGCUGAUGUUUCUAACCAGCUGUAUGCCUGUUAUGCCAUUGGUAAGGAUGUCCAGGCUAUGAAGGCUGUGGUGGGAGAGGAGGCCCUCACCUCUGACGAUCUGCUCUACCUUGAGUUCCUCCAGAAGUUUGAGAAGAACUUCAUUGCUCAGGGCCCAUACGACAACAGGACAGUGUAUGAAACUCUGGACAUUGGCUGGCAGCUGCUGCGAAUCUUCCCCAAGGAGAUGCUGAAGAGGAUUCCUCAGAGUACCCUGGCUGAGUUUUACCCCAGAGAGUCUGCUGCCCGUCACUGAGGCAAACUAAGGGAUGCUCUGGCUCUAGCCCAACACACUUUUCUCCCAGCAUCCUCUUCUCCCUUUAUUCCUUCUUUCAUCUCACCCUUCAGCCCUGCACAAAAAGGCGUUUAGGGGGCUGAUGUCAUCAAGCGUUCACCCAUCCCAUACUUCACCUUCACUGUUAAUACCUCCAGUAAUGAUGAUGAAUCAGUUUGCCCCAACACCCCACCCCCCUUUCCCUACCCUGAAUUACAGGGCAAUAAUCCCCCCUUCUGUAGAUGUACUGUAGUGUAAGUUAUAUAUGGAAAAGUGUCUGUGGUUGUAAUGAUUGAUUGCAAAAACGUGAACAUAUCUUUGAAAUUCUUUACCAAUCCUUAUUUAUUGGGGUGUGUUACUGCUGGACCCCCUUCUUUUCUUUUUCUAAAGAAAUACUAUGUAAUAUCCAUCUCCUGCUAAAAACAAGGGGGGCAUUGUCAUAAUGAAAUUCAGUAUCCCUGCAGCCAGUACCAGUAGGUGAAGCUUGAGUUUUUAUUGGGACUGUCAGUAAUAUUUUCUAAACUAUAAGUCAUGAUCUGCAUGUUUCAGUUUCAGAACAUUAUUCAUGUCACUGAGUACUGAGGGUGGAUUUAUUAUCAAGGCUCUCUCUUCCUCACUGCCUAUGUAUUGUUUAAUACAGGCAACUGCUGUAUUCUUUCAUGUCAGUGGCUUCAAGUUGGAUAUUUCUGAUUUUCUCAUGUCAACAUUCAUAACACGAGUAAACAGACAAACUUGGUCUAUAAAGCAGAGUUGAGAUGUUUACUGUAUGUUGCCCACCCAAGUUACUUUGACUCUUUCUUCCCUGUUGCUUCUUCUUCUCUGGAAAAACACAGUGGAUGUUUACAUUAUUUGUGUUUUGCUGUCGAAUUUGUGUCGCAAAAGAAUGAGUAUAUAAGAGUAUAUUAAACAUUCCUGUCUGUCUGCAGCAACUAAUUCUUUGUUGUGCUACCAUAAUGGUUUUGUGAGUUUGUGUCCAUGAAUAAAUUAAAUGAAGUAUA